AUGGUAGUUAGGUCUGAUUCUUCUCAAUAUGCGAAAUCAAAGGAAAGGGCGAUCUGGUGGAUGAGCUUGAGUUUGAAGCCUUCGAAAAGACAAUGUCCUUUGGUAUCGCCUAAGGAGGCUCGUGAGUUGAUUCAUGACUCGGUGAAUAAGCAAAAUAGAAUAAGUAGCUUCGUGGGGUGA
Prunus armeniaca (apricot) is the source of this 180-nucleotide messenger RNA. The record is from the annotation of a GenBank genome assembly. Lineage: Eukaryota; Viridiplantae; Streptophyta; Magnoliopsida; Rosales; Rosaceae.